AUGGCAGAAGCAACCCCUUCUGGCGAACCACCUGCCAAAAGAGCAAAGGUGGUCGAGCCGGAUUGGACAGCCGAGUUUGCGGAGGCAAAGGCAAAAUACAAUACUGCCGGGCAAAAAUUGGAGGAGGAAUUGGAGAAAGACCCCCAACAGCGAGACCAACAACGCAUAGAGUUCCUACAGAAGGCUAUGCAGAAUGCGCAGAAGGACAAAGAGUUGCUCCUGCAGAAGCAGUCGCAGCCAUCCGAGGCCAAGAUCACGGAGGACGUCAUCGACCAGAAGAUUAAGGGCAAGGAGUGGCGCUUGCCAGAGAACCCAGAUGUCAGUCCCCUUUUCAACAGAGAGAAAGAAUUGGAGCAGGUUCAGAGUUACAUCGCCAAUCCGUUCAAGUUUGCCAACAAGGAUGGCCUAUUUAACCUGCUGGGCACGUCUGGAAUGAAAGGCAUCGGGAAGACCCAGUUGCUAUUGAAUUCCUUGCAGGCUGUGGAGAACCUGUCGAGCACCAAGGCUGUGUAUUUCACCUUCAAUCGACAUGGUGAGCUGAAGGACAGAUUUCACGACUCGAUUGCGGCAGGGAACCGUCAUGACGAAGCGCUUGGUCAUGCAGUCCUCACUGCCUGCGACUUGCCCAAAGAGCUGGCCAUGACAUGCAAUUUCGACGAAUGCCUCGGCAUAGUUCGGAAGCUCGUGUCCGCAAGCAGCGACGAGCGACUGGUCGUUUUCAUCGAUGAGCUUGGUCUGCUUGAUGCGUAUGAAAAAGAACCAGUGGUUGUGCCACUUCUUCAAUCCUUGAUGCGGUGCAUGGACAAGCGAAAGGGCAAACUCGUUUUUGUCUUCUCGCAUCUUCUUGAAGAGAUGUUGGAGCGCGGGGCAACUGACCAGAGUGGUCGCAAGAUUGAUGGAACACCUUUGGUUGCUUUGGCCAUUGACAUCUGGAGAACGAACCCCGACUUCAGAGCAUGGGCAGAAGCGGCGCGCAAGCACGCUGGUAUUCAUCAGUUGUUGCUGUCCUGCUCUGGUCAUCCCCGUUGUCUCUUCGAGGGCUUGAAGGUGGUUGAGGACUUGUGCAAGUCGCCACCUCAGACCACAACCGCUUUCGACCGAGCUCGACAGCAAAUUAUCAACGAGUGCAAGUUCGAUGGCAUGGAAUACAAACUUGAAGAAAGCAUGCUGAUGCAAUGGUUCAGUCCGCUGAAGCAGAUGAACGAGACUGCCCUCGACCGUGCCGGCUUGCUGGUUCGUGUAAAGACAGGUCUUGGCAAGGAAACGGCAAGCUUCCUCCAUCCUCUCAUUCUGAGCUGGCGGGCACAGAAGAACAAAAAGUCCUCAUGCCUCGCUAUGCACGUUUGCCAUGCCUACGAGUUCGAUGCCGAACUUGCAGAAGGUUCAGAGAAGCGGAUGGAAGGGCUCAUGUUCCACUAUGAGGCGGUGCUUCGCGUUGCACUUGCUGGCAAACCCAUUGAGUUGAGAAAGUUCUAUGUCACUAACUACAUCGGAGACAAGUUCAAAACGCUGUCUCUGGUGGGAGCGCUCCCGACAAAUGCGGGCAGUCUGGUAGAGUUUGUGACGGACUUUAGCGACAUGGAUUUCGUCAUCGACUUGCUGAAGAAAGGCAAAAUCGUAGUCUCGCAGAAGCAGUUCGUAGAAGGCGUGGAGUAUCUCACGCCAUGGCGGCUGAAUGAUGCGGAAGGCAAGCUCGUGGUUGCCUGUGUCCAAUGCAAGUUUGUGAAAGACAAGGUCCCGUGGAGCAAGGUCAAGGAGCACAUGCGCUCUGCCGUGAAACCCCUGACGACCAAUAAGAUAAGCUUUUUCCCAGUGAUUUACGCCACGCUCGACCAAGACACCAUUCAGGAAAGCGCUUACAACGAUGGUGUCUUCCUCUUAUACGACAUAUCUUUAAAA
This is a messenger RNA of Symbiodinium pilosum, 1899 nucleotides long. The record is from the annotation of a GenBank genome assembly. NCBI's taxonomy places the organism in Eukaryota, Dinophyceae, Suessiales, Symbiodiniaceae.